Molecule: messenger RNA, 2132 nt
Organism: Zeugodacus cucurbitae (melon fly)
Lineage: Eukaryota; Metazoa; Arthropoda; Insecta; Diptera; Tephritidae
Gene: cn
Product: kynurenine 3-monooxygenase
Exons: 8
Coding region: 492-1871 (459 amino acids)
Biological process (GO): NAD+ metabolic process; L-tryptophan catabolic process; quinolinate biosynthetic process
Cellular component (GO): mitochondrial outer membrane
Molecular function (GO): kynurenine 3-monooxygenase activity; FAD binding; NAD(P)H oxidase H2O2-forming activity
Source: RefSeq, a predicted model, not a curated record
UAUGAUACAAGUGCUGACUUAAUUAAACAUGAAAUCGUUACUAAAACUGAAAGUAAAUCACUGCUAAGGCUUCCUUAGUUUUGGCUACAUACAGUGUGUGCUUCGUGGUUUUUUGUAGGCUAGUAGGCGCUUUGUAAUAAGCAUCUCUUAACGCUCAACUGCGGUCAUAGCCACAACAGUUGACGUACACCUCUACAAAUAUGAAGAUUAGGCACAGCGCAUAAAACCACCUAAAACAGUGUAUUUGUAACGCUGUCUGAGUCGUAGCAUAGCUUGAAUUUUGUUGUUGCCAUACAUAUAGUAUGUACUUAUCAUGUGCAAAUAGAUUUCAUCUAAUGCUUAGUUGCUGCUCAGUUUUAGUCAUUGUAUUCUAAUCUUUCGUGGCGUCAAGUUCUGCGCUUUACUGCAGCAGCACAGUGUGAAAUUAGAAUAAAAAUAAAUUUUGUUCUUUGAAUUUGUGAAUAUUUUAUUUUUGAAGUAUAAGCCCGAUAAUGUCGCGUACUAUACCGCAAUCAACCGAAAAUGGAAACGGUUUAAAUUCCCGCGCGCCGCUAAAAGUGGCUAUUGUGGGCGGUGGUUUGGUGGGCUCACUAGCCGCUCUCAGUUUCGCACGACGCGGUCAUGAGGUAUAUUUAUAUGAAUAUCGCGAGGAUAUACGCACCGCUGAGCUGGUGCAAGGACGCAGUAUUAAUCUGGCUUUAUCGGCACGUGGUCGUAAGGCACUAGCCGAAGUCGGGCUGGAGCAAGAGGUGCUUGCCACAGCGAUACCUAUGCGUGGACGCAUGUUGCACGAUAUCAAAGGCAAUCGUUCGGUGGUCCUCUAUGAUCCCUGCACAAAUCAGUGCCUCUACUCGGUGGGCCGAAAGUAUUUGAACGAGGUGCUGCUGAAUGCGGGCGAAAAAUUUCCCAAUAUUCAACGACAUUUUGAGCAUAAGCUGAAUUAUGUGAAUCUGACGGAGGGACGCAUGGAGUUCAAGCGCGCUCCAACCAAGGAAAUUGUGGAAGCCACCGCCGAUUUGGUUGUAGGCUGUGAUGGCGCCUUCAGCACAGUGCGUCAACAAAUGGUUAAAGCGCCUGGUUUCAAUUACUCACAAGAGUACAUCGAACAUGGCUACUUAGAGCUUUGCAUACCAGCGAAGAAUGGCGAGUUCCAAAUGCCCGAAAAUUACUUGCACAUUUGGCCACGUGAUGCCUUCAUGAUGAUUGCUUUACCCAAUCAAGAUAAAUCCUUCACGGUUACGCUCUCGAUGCCCUUCAAAGUCUUCGACACCUUACGCACCACUGAGGAAUUAUUAAAUUUCUUCCACAAAUACUAUGCUGAUGCAGUGCCGUUAAUCGGCGAGGAGCGGUUGAUAAAGGAUUUCUUUAAAAUGCGACCACAACAUUUGGUCUCAGUGAAGUGUCAUCCCUACCACUAUGGCACCAAGGCGCUCAUACUCGGCGAUGCGGCGCAUGCUAUGGUGCCCUACUAUGGACAGGGUCUGAAUGCCGGCAUGGAAGAUUGCACUUUGCUCAUGUCGCUCUUCAAUCAACCCAAUCUAAGUACUGCCGAGAUAUUGGAGCAAUUCACCGAGUUGCGUUGGCGCGAUGCGCAUGCCAUUUGCGAACUGGCCAUGUACAAUUAUGUUGAGAUGCGCGAUCUCACCAAACGCAUUAGCUUCCGCUGUCGCAAAUGGCUUGACACGCAGCUGUUCCGUUGGUUCCCUAGCGUGUGGGUGCCGCUCUACAACAGUGUCUCCUUUACCAGCAUGCCGUACAGCCAGUGUAUUGCUAAUCGCAAAUGGCAGGACAAGCUGCUGGGUAAUGUGGUCAUUUCUGCGUCGUUGGCGCUUGUCGCAAUAAGCAUUUCGACAUAUUUUGGCGUUUUUUAAACCAGUUACAUUUAUUUAAUGCGUUUUCUAGUUUUAUAAAUAAGCAUAACACGCUGCUGCUUCGCAUGCACAGGUAUUAGCUGGAAUUUUUUUGUUUUCAUUUUUUAUUAUUUGCUUUGUAGAAUUUGUAGCAAUUAGUGCAUGUGUGAGUUGUUGCGUAGUAUUUUGAUAUAUCCUAUUUAAUACACGAACAUACACACGCUACAUACAUACAUACAAAUAGAACAAUGAAAAAAUAAUAAAGCAAUAUAAAAAAUACAA